Rosa chinensis is the source of this 2487-nucleotide messenger RNA. RefSeq names its product sorting nexin 2B. The coding region runs from base 300 to 2030 and encodes 576 amino acids. The transcript has 5 exons. The record is from RefSeq and is a predicted model, not a curated record. Lineage: Eukaryota; Viridiplantae; Streptophyta; Magnoliopsida; Rosales; Rosaceae. Gene Ontology annotation, molecular function: phosphatidylinositol binding.
GCCAAAACAAGCCUGCAAGUUUCCAAAGGCAAAGAUAUCCAAUCCCCCCCAAAGAUCCAACUAACUAAACCCAUCGCGUUUUUCUCGUCUUUACUAAGCACACCCCCCCAACAGGCCAUGUGAUUCCUUCGUCUUCUCCGGCUAGCUCUGCCCAUACCGGUCAGUCUUCCCCUCCUCCUCCUUCUUCUCCACACUUCAACACCACCACAACUCUUACCGAAUGCUUCAAUCUUCGAUUAAUCCAAUUGAUUGCUGAUUUCGCCACUACUGAUUUUGAUUUUCGAGCUGGUGGUAUAACCAUGAUGGGCUCUCAGAACCACCAGGACCAUCGAUACGGUGGUUCGAAAGAAGAGAUGGAGAGUCUCGUCCUCGACGACCCGCCGCCGUUGAACAACGGCGGCGCCAGUAAAUCGUCGUAUUCGAAUUACCGCAGCGCCAUGUCGUCGCUUUCCGACACGCACCACCCGCUCUCGUCUAUAAUCGUCUCCACGACCCCGGCCCCGGCCGAAUCCGAUCCGCUUCUGACUGCGCCACCGCCGUUCCGCGAUCUCCGAAACCCUAACGGCGCCGACAGCUCCGCGUACGUCGACCCGCCCUCUUACGGCGACGUGGUUUUCAGUCCGUUGGAUGGCGAGACGAUCGGCGAAAUCAACGGCGUCGAGAGUCCGAGCAAGAGCUCCGACCAUUCCAGCUCUUAUUCGCUUUCGCGAUCUUCGUCUUCCAGCUCCGACUAUAUCAAAAUCACGGUUUCGAAUCCUCAGAAGGAGCAGGAGUCCACGAAUUCAGUUAUUCCCGGAGGGAAUACUUACGUCACGUAUCUGAUCACGACGAGGACGAACAUUCCGGAGUUCGGCGGCUCGGAAUUUGGCGUCCGGCGGCGGUUUCGGGACAUUGUGACGUUAUCGGACCGGCUGGCGGAGGCGUACAGAGGGUUCUUCAUUCCGCCGCGGCCGGAUAAGAACGUGGUGGAGAGCCAGGUGAUGCAGAAACAAGAGUUUGUGGAGCAGAGGAGAGUGGCAUUGGAGAAGUACUUGAGGCGGUUAGCGGCUCACCCUGUGAUCAAGAAGAGUGAUGAGUUGAAGGUGUUUCUGCAAGUUCAGGGGAGGUUUCCGUUGCCGAUGACCACCGACGUGGCGUCGAGAAUGCUGGAUGGGGCUGCUAAGCUGCCGAAGCAGUUGUUCGGCGAGAGUUCCCCGGUGGCUCCACACGAGGUGGUUCAGCCGGCGAAAGGCGGGAGGGACUUGCUGAGGUUGUUCAAGGAGCUGAAGCAGUCUGUGGCCAAUGACUGGGGAGGUUCGAAGCCGCUUGUGGGAGAGGAGGAUAAGGAGUUUAUGGAAAAGAAAGACCACAUGCAGGAGCUCGAGCAACAACUCAGCAAUGCAUCCCAGCAUGCUGAAUCACUUGUAAAAGCUCAACAAGACAUGGGAGAGACUAUGGGAGAGUUAGGACUAGCAUUUAUAAAACUGACUAAGUUUGAAAAUGAGGAGGCCUUGUUCAACUCUCAAAGAAUACGUGCUGCUGACAUGAAGAAUGUGGCGACUGCUGCUGUAAAAGCCAGCAGAUACUAUCGAGAAUUGAAUUCUCAGACUGUCAAACAUUUGGACACAUUCCAUGAGUAUCUUGGGCUUAUGUUAUCCGUCAAAGGUGCAUUCUCGGAUCGAUCAAGUGCUUUAUUGACUGUUCAGACUCUUCUAUCAGAAUUGGGUUCAUUGCAGUCGAGGGCUGAAAAACUUGAAGUUGCAUCGAACAAAAUUUUUGGUGGUGACAAAUCAAGGACUCGCAAACUAGAGGAGUUAAAUGAUACCAUAAGAGCUACUGAGGAUGCUAAGAAUAUAGCAAUCAGAGAAUAUGAGAGAAUCAAGGAGAACAACAGAAGUGAACUUGAGAGGCUUGACAGCGAGAGGCAUGCUGACUUCUUGAACAUGUUGAAGGGGUUUGUUCAUAAUCAGGUGGGAUAUGCCGAGAAAAUUGCAAAUGUGUGGUCCAAGGUUGCCGAGGAGACCAGUUCGUAUGCACGAGAGAGCUCUUGAACCCCUGUGGCUGUAAAUCAAGUUUUCGCCUUUUCUUUCUUUCCUUUAGAUUUAAUUGAUACCACUUGAAAGGAAAAUUACAUUACAUUCAUAAGAAAUAACCAAAGAAAAAGGGAACCAUUAAUAGUUCAUAAGUUUAUGUUUCCCAAGGUUGUAUCUGUUACAUAGUUAAUUACACGUUUUUAGAGUUCAUACUGUAAAUUGCUGCUCCUUAUUUGAUAUUUGGUGGUUCUAAUCUGCUGAGUUGCGAAAAAUGAGCUAUGGGGAGGAGAUCGUGGUGUGGGAUUGGAUUGCUUAAGUCCUUAGAAUGAGUGUGCUUUAAUUGUUUGGUAAUUCUUUCCUCAUGCUUUAAGAUGGCCAGAUGGGCUUUGCAUUCUUUUGUUCACUGCAAGGCUCAUCGGCAUGUAAUUACUUUGUUUAAAAGUGGAACAUUCCAAGUUUCCAACUGAUUGUUCUA